AUGACUGCGAGUGUUACGAGGAGUCGCACUCGGGGUGGUGCCAGUGGUGCCACCGGUGCUGGGUCGGCGUCGUUCUCUUCGACGGCGAAUGCGGUGAAGGAGGCUGAGGUUGUGGCUAGACCUAGGAAGAGAGUGAAAUUGGAUAAGGAGGAUACGGUGAAGAGUUUGGCUUCAGAGGACCCAGACUAUACGGACACCCAGGCUCUCCUCGACCCUACAGUCGAAUCUUCAGCUUCAACAACAGCUUCUCCUACGAAGAAGAGAAAACCGCGUAAAACCGCGUCGAAAACAAACGCUGAUGAACCGGUCGAUACCUCGUCGUUUCUUCCGCGCGUGAAGAGUCCUUGGAAAGUUGGUGCACACGUUUCGGCUGCUGGAGGGGUGGAGAACGCUGUUGUGAACGCUGCUGCUAUUGGGUGUAAUGCCUUCGCGUUGUUCCUCAAGUCCCAGCGCAAAUGGACGUCUGCGGCCUUGACUGAAGAGUCGAUCUCGACGUUCAAGAAGAGGAUGAAGGAGUUUGGGUACGCCCCUGGAGACGUACUUCCGCAUGGAAGUUAUUUGGUGAAUUUGGGCAAUCCGGACGCGGAGAAACGACAGAAAUCGUAUGAGUGCUUUUUGGAUGAUGUGAAGAGGUGUGAGGCGUUGGGGUUGACGCUGUAUAAUUUCCACUACGAAGGGGGUUACGAUCGUAUUGGAGUGCAUGGGAAUAUCAUUGGUGCCACGUUCGAGCAACUGAAGGAGAUUAUUGAUCAGGUGGAGGAUAAGACGAGGGUUGGGGUUUGUAUUGAUACGUGCCACGCAUUCUCGGCGGGCUACGAUAUUCGCACGAAGGAGGGAUGGAACGAGACGAUGGACAAGUUCGAACGCGUUAUCGGGCUGGAAUACCUCAAAGGCAUGCAUUUGAACGAUAGCAAGACGGCGUUUGAUUCGAAGAAGGAUCGGCAUGAGAAUAUUGGGCUGUGA
This is a messenger RNA of Coprinopsis cinerea okayama7#130, 963 nucleotides long. RefSeq names its product endonuclease IV. Gene Ontology annotation, molecular function: phosphoric diester hydrolase activity; DNA binding; DNA-(apurinic or apyrimidinic site) endonuclease activity. The coding region runs from base 1 to 963 and encodes 320 amino acids. The record is from RefSeq and is a predicted model, not a curated record. Lineage: Eukaryota; Fungi; Basidiomycota; Agaricomycetes; Agaricales; Psathyrellaceae. The transcript has 8 exons. Gene Ontology annotation, cellular component: nucleus; mitochondrion. Gene Ontology annotation, biological process: base-excision repair.